Messenger RNA from Gallus gallus (chicken), 1516 nucleotides. It is a transcript of the gene LSM12, whose product is annotated as LSM12 homolog. Gene Ontology annotation, molecular function: RNA binding. The record is from RefSeq and is marked provisional. NCBI's taxonomy places the organism in Eukaryota, Metazoa, Chordata, Aves, Galliformes, Phasianidae.
GAGCCGAGCCGCGGCGGCCGCUGCGGGCUGAGAGAAAAUGGCGGCGCCGGGCGAGUGCUUCAGCGUGGGCAGCCAGGUGUCGUGCCGCACCUGCCAGGAGCAGCGCCUGCAGGGCGAGGUCGUCGCCUUCGAUUACCCCAGCAAGAUGCUGGCGCUCAAAUGCCCUUCUUCCAGUGGGAAGCCCAACCACGCAGAUAUCCUGCUUGUAAACUUACAGUAUGUUUCAGAAGUGGAAAUAAUUAACGACCGCACGGAAACCCCUCCUCCUUUAGCUUCACUCAAUGUUAGCAAGCUCGCCAACAAAGCACGGAUGGAGAAGGAGGAGAAGCUGAGCCAGGCAUACGCCAUCAGCGCGGGGGUCUCUCUGGAGGGACAGCAGCUCUUCCAGACCAUCCACAAGACCAUUAAGGACUGUAAAUGGCAGGAGAAGAACAUAGUUGUGAUGGAAGAAGUCGUCAUCGCCCCCCCAUACCAGGUGGAGAACUGUAAAGGCAAAGAGGGCAGCGCGCUGGGGCACGUACGCAAAAUAGUCGAGAAACACUUUAGAGAUGUGGAAAGCCAAAAGGUAAUGCAGCGUUCACAAGCACAGCAAACACAGAAGGAGAGCGCCCUGUCGUCCUGAGGCCUGCAGGCACCGAUGUCCUCCCUGGGGAACGGGGCAGCUCGCCGAUUCCAAACCUUAGACUUUAAAAAACAAAACAAAACAACAACAAAAAAAAACCCAACGACGACAACAACAACAACAACAAAAAACCCAACCAACCACACACACACACACAAAAAAAAAAGAAAAAAAAAAAAAGAGAAAAAAAAAAAAGAAUAAUUUAAAAGCUCAUGCAUUACUUGACUAACAGACUUUCUUUUGUCCGCCAUGGUUUCUUUCCCACCGGCUGCUCGCGCUCGGUUACUUUUAUUUUUGGACGCCCCUCUCCCCCCCCCCCAACCUCCUUUAUUUUUCCAAAGGGGGUCCGUGGCCCCCAAUGGGAGCAGUUCCCCUUUCCUCCCCCCCCCAGACCCCCUCCAAAAAUAAAACGAAGCAGCAGCAGCCCCGAGCCGGACCUGCGGCCCGCACGGUCCUCUUUUCAUUUUGUUUGCACAGGGCAAGGCUUGAAUUAGUCCUAUUUUUCUUAUCUUUAAAGAUAUAUAUGAAUAUAUAUAAAAAUGGUCUUUAAAUAUUUUCUGCUUCCGGCCAUUCUCUCGGGAUCAUGGCAAAAAAAAAAGCCCACAACCAACCACCAAAAUCCCCACAUUUUCACCCAAAGGAGCCCAAAGUUCAUUUCCUAUGGGGGGAGGGGGGGGGGGGGGCAUCCCUUUUUCUCUUUAAUUUUCACCGUUUCCUCCAUUAUUUUUUUUUAGUGUGUGUCCUUUUUUUUGCCAUGAUUUCCCCCCCUCCCCUUUGGUUUUUUUUUUUUUGUUAUUUUUUUGUUUGUUUUUGUUUUUAAAGAGAAGAAAUGGCUCAAAAAAAAAAAAAAAAAACAAAAAGCGUUUAAUUCAAGCCCUGCCUUACGGAGUUAAA